UCAAAAUGUCAGUGUUCAAAUUAUAUUACAAUUGCGUGAGUCCACCAUGUAGAACGGUGCAUAUGGUAACGAAGGCAUUAAAGCUUAAUGUGAAAUUAAUCGACGUCGAUAUAUUGACACAAAGAUAUUUGGAACAAUUGCAAAACGUGAAUCCGCAGCACACGAUUCCCGUCCUCAACGACACCGGAUUCAUUCUUUGGGAUAGUCACGCCAUCUCAGCGUAUCUGGUGAACCGGUAUGGGCCUCAGAAAUUGUAUCCGGAAGAGACGAAGCUGAGGGCUUUGGUCGAUCAGCGAUUGCACUUCGACUCCGGCAUCCUUUAUCCAACAUUAAGGAAGAUCAUUGUACCGAUAAUGUUUUUCAACAGAUUCGGAUUAUCCAAAAUGGAUGUUAUAAAAAUUAAGCAAUGCUACGAGUUUAUGGAUAUAUUCAUGGGUAAAUCCAGUAUAUGGCUGUGCGGUGAUGAAAUGACGAUAGCCGAUCUCUCCUGCUUAUCCACCGUCUCCACCAUGGACAUGAUGUAUCCAAUCAAAGAGGACGAGUACCCAAACCUGAAGCGCUUCUUGAGGAACGGCGAAAGGCUACCGUAUUACAACGAUAUAAACCUGAACGGUUUAAAUAAACUGAGCAGCGUCAUCCAACAGAAAUUCAUCAAGCACAAGGAAGAAAAGGAAUUUUCUGGUGGAAGUAAAACAAAACUAUAAUCGAAACUUAAUCAUUAAUUCAAUAAUUAUACGUGGAAAUUGACUGGCAUUUCUUAAUUGCUAAAAACGUGAAACUUGUUCGGUUUUCUUUAGUAUGAGAAAAUCAAUUAUUCAACAGUUAAUAACUACACACGGUGGUGACCUGACAUUUACCCUCCAAAUCGAUACUUCUUGAAUGUUUUUUUAUGUUAGGAAAAUAACAAGUUGCGCUGUAACACCAUUAUUUUUGCUUCAAUAAUAAAUGUGUUUGUGUGUGUUACAGCCAACACCAAAUUAAUGCGGAACAAUUUCGCUCUCGUAGCUAGUUUUAAUUUAUCAAUCAUCUAGUGUAAUUGCAUGUGGGA
Messenger RNA from Nicrophorus vespilloides, 1048 nucleotides. RefSeq names its product glutathione S-transferase 1-like. Gene Ontology annotation, molecular function: glutathione transferase activity. The transcript has 3 exons. Gene Ontology annotation, biological process: glutathione metabolic process. Bases 6 to 704 code for a protein of 232 amino acids. The record is from RefSeq and is a predicted model, not a curated record. Lineage: Eukaryota; Metazoa; Arthropoda; Insecta; Coleoptera; Silphidae.